AGUGUGGAAAGAGAUGCAGUCGGAGUACCUAUCUUCAGCAACAUCAGAGAACCCACACAGGGGAGAAACCUUUUGACUGUUCAGAGUGUGGAAAGAGAUUCGGUGACAGUAGUGUUCUUCAGCGGCAUCAAAGAACGCAUACUGCGGAGAAACCUUUUGAAUGCUUAGCGUGUGGAAAGAGAUUCCGUCACAAUGGUAGUCUUCAGUGUCAUCAAAGAACCCACACAGGGGAGAAACCUUUUGAAUGCUCAGAGUGUGGAAAGAAGUUCAGUUACAAUGGCGUUCUUCAGUGUCAUCAAAGAACCCACACAGCGGAGAAACGUUUUGAGUGCUCAGAGUGUGGAAAGACAUUCCGUACGCGUAGCGGUCUUCAUUAUCAUCAGAGAAACCACAGAGGGGAGAAACCUUUUGAAUGCUCAGAGUGCGGAAAGAGAGUCAGUAACAGCAGCGAUUUUCAAAAGCAUCAAAGAACGCACACAGGGGAGAAACCUUUUCAAUGCUCAGAGUGCGGAAAGAGAUUCAGUGAGAGUAGCAGUCUUCAGCGGCAUCAAAGAACCCACACGGGGGAGAAACCUUUUCAAUGCUCAGAGUGUGGAAAGAAAUACAGUCACAGUGAGAGUCUUCAGUAUCAUCAAAGAACCCACACAGGGGAGAAACCUUUUGAAUGCUCAGAGUGCGGAAGGAGAUUCAGUGGGAGUGGCAGUCUUCAGCGGCACCAAAGAACACACACAGGGGAGAAACCAUUUGAAUGCUCAGAAUGUGGGAGGAGAUUCAGUGGGAGUGGCAGUCUUCAGCGGCACCAAAGAACACACACAGGGGAGAAACCAUUUGAAUGCUCAGAAUGUGGGAGGAGAUUCAGUGGGAGUGGCAGUCUUCAGCGGCACCAAAGAACACACACAGGGGAGAAACCAUUUGAAUGCUCAGAAUGUGGGAGGAGAUUCAGUGGGAGUGGCAGUCUUCAGCGGCACCAAAGAACACACACAGGGGAGAAACCUUAUGAAUGCUCAGAGUGUGGAAAGAGAUUCAGUUACAAUGUCGUUCUUCAAUGUCAUCAGAGAACCCACACAGGUGAGAAACCUUUUGAAUGCUCAGAAUGUGGAAAGAGAUUCGGUCAAAGUAGCACUCUUCAGCGGCAUCAAAGAACCCACAGAGGGGAGAAACCUUUUGAAUGCUCAGACUGCGGAAAGAGAAUCAGUAGGAGCAGCGAUCUUCAAAAGCAUAAAAGAACGCACACAGGGGAGAAACCUUUUGAAUGCUCAGAGUGUGGAAAGAGAUUCAGUACUUGCGGCGGUCUUCAAUAUCAUCAAAGAACCCACACAGGGGAGAAACCUUUUCAAUGCUCAGAGUGUGGAAAGAAAUACAGUCACAGUGGGAGUCUUCAGUGUCAUCAAAGAUCCCACACAGGGGAGAAACCUUUUGAAUGCUCAGAGUGUGGAAAGAGAUUCAGUACUUGCGGCGGUCUUCAAUAUCAUCAAAGAACCCACACAGGGGAGAAACCUUUUGAAUGCUUAGACUGCGGAAAGAGAGUCAGUACGAGCAGCAAACUUCAAAGGCAUCAAAGAACGCACACGGGGGAGAAACCUUAUGAAUGCUCAGAGUGUGGAAAGAGAUUCAGUGAGAGUAGCAGUCUUCAGUGUCAUCAAAGAACGCACACGGGGGAGAAACCUUAUGAAUGCUCAGAGUGUGGAAAGAGAUUCAGUACUUGUGGCGGUCUUCAAAGUCAUCAGAGAACCCACACAGGGGAGAAACCUUAUGAAUGCUCAGAGUGCGGAAAGAGAGUCAUUACAAGCAGCGAACUUCAAAGGCAUCAAAGAACCCACACAGGGGAGAAACCGUUUGAAUGCUCAGAGUGUGGAAAGAGAUUCAGUGAGAGUAGCAGUCUUCAGCGGCAUCAAAGAACUCACACGGGGGAGAAACCUUUUCAAUGCUCAGAGUGUGGAAAGAAAUUCAGUCAGAGUGAGAGUCUUCAGUGUCAUCAAAGAACCCACACAGGGGAGAAACCUUAUGAAUGCUCAGAAUGCAGAAAAAGAUUCAGUACUUGUGGCGGUCUUCAAAAGCAUCAAAGAACGCACACAGGGGAGAAACCUUUUGAAUGCUUAGAGUGCGGAAAGAGAGUCAGUACGAGAAGUGAUCUUAAGAAGCAUCAAAGAACGCACACAGGGGAAAAACCUUUUGAAUGCUCAGAGUGUGGAAAGAGAUUCACUGAGAGUAGCAGUCUUCAGUUUCAUAAAAGAACCCACACAGGAGAGAAACCUUAUGAAUGCUCAGAGUGUGGAAAGAGAUUCAGUAGUUGUGGCGGUCUUCAAUAUCAUCAAAGAACCCACACAGGGGAGAAACCUUUUGAAUGCUCAGAGUGUGGAAAGAGAGUCACUACAAGCAGCGAUCUUAAGAAGCAUCAAAGAACGCACACAGGGGAGAAACGUUUUGAAUGCUCCGAGUGUGGAAAGGGAUUCAGUGAGAGUAGCAAUCUUCAGCGGCAUCAAAGAACCCACACGGGAGAGAAACCUUUUCAGUGCUCAGAGUGUGGAAAGAAAUUUAGUCAGAGUGAGAGUCUUCAGUGUCAUCAAAGAACCCACACAGGGGAGAAACCUUAUGAAUGCUCACAGUGCAGAAAGAGAUUCAGUACUUGUGGCGGUCUUCAAUAUCAUCAAAGAAUGCACAAAGGGGAGAAACCUUUUGAAUGCUCAGAGUGUGGAAAGAGAUUCACUGAGAGUAGCAGUCUUCAGAGGCAUAAAAGAACCCACACAGGGGAGAAACCUUUUGAAUGCUCAGAGUGCGGAAAGAGAGUCAGUACAAGCAGUGAUCUUCAGAGACAUGAAAGAACGCACACAGGAAAAACCGUUUGA
Messenger RNA from Gekko japonicus, 2846 nucleotides. RefSeq names its product zinc finger protein 850-like. NCBI's taxonomy places the organism in Eukaryota, Metazoa, Chordata, Lepidosauria, Squamata, Gekkonidae. The record is from RefSeq and is a predicted model, not a curated record. The annotation marks the transcript as partial. The transcript has a single exon.